AGGGGGGGCGAGAGGGGGCAAGGGGCGCCUGCGGCCAUAGCCCCCGCAUGGUGGCGCCAUGGAAGAUGCGCUGCCAGCCUUCCUGCACGUGGCCGAGGACGACGGCACCACCCUAGCCUCAGCUUGGGCAUCCGUGCGGCUCGCCUGGGAGGGGCGCCUGGCUGGCAACCGUAUCGUUGCGGCCAGCGCCGAUGGCCCCGUUGGCGCUGCCAGGAAGGCCCUGGAGGCUUACGAGGCGGCCGAGCGGCACCUGGCCCGGGCGAGGGGGCUUGUUCGCAUGGAGGACCUCGCCGCGGUCGACCGCUGCGGCCACGACCGCAUCUGCCGCGCCGCCGACGCCACGGAGAAGCCGCUGCAGGCCAACCUCAGCCUGGUGUGCCUGCGGCUUGGGGACUGGGCCGGGGCCGAGCGGCGCGCCGCCGCCUGCCUGGCGCUGGACCCCGGCCACGUUAAGGCCAGGUGCAGGCGGGCGAGAGCGCUCCUCGAGCUCGGCCGGCUGGCAGACGCGGAGGGGGACCUGCAGGCAGCGAUUUCGCUGGAGCCUGGCAGCCGGGACGCGCGGGAGUUGCUGCGGCUGUGCCGGCGGGGCGCGCCCUCGGGCGACGACCGCGAGGCUGUGGUGCUCAGCGAGCUCUCCCCUGCCGCGCGCGCGCCCGAGCGUCCGCCAGGCUUAGACGCGGUUGCCCCGCCGAUCGCCAGCGAGUGGGCAGCAGCGCUCCCUGCGUGCGACGCGGGGGAGCCGCUGGAGGCAGUGUUGGGCGGCCUCUGGGCCCAGCUCGGGCGCCCAGGUGGCCGCGGCGGCGGCCUCGGCUUCGCCGCCCGUGCCGCCGCGGAGGCCUGGGCGGCGUCGGGGCCGGGCCGCGCGCGGCGGCUGCUGCUGUCCUCGGUGCCUCGAGGCUGGAGUGCGGCAGACAGCGAGCCCUUGCUGGCGGCCCUGUGCCGCGCGGUCGGCCGCGAGGAGCAGCAGCUCGCGGCCGCUCUGCUACUGCAGCUCGGCGGGGAGGAGCGCGAUGCGCUGCUGGGCCGGCGGCUGGGCGGCGGAGCCUCGCCCUUGCACUUGGCGGCGGUGGCGGGGGCAGAGGGCCUCGUGGAGGCCCUGCUCGACGUUCACGCAGAUCCGGAGCUGACUGACGAGGAGGAGCGCACCCCGCUUCACCACGCCGCCCUGGCGGGCCACGAGCGGGUAGCUGGGCUCCUGCUGGACGCGCCCUGCGCGGCGGACCCCCAGGACAGGCACUCCAGGACACCUCUAUACUACGCGGGGGUGAGUGGUCACAAGGUUCUUGCCGGACUCCUGGUGACUCGGGGUAAGGCGGACCAGAGCAUCCUCUUCCACGCGCUCAAGGAGAAGUUCGGGACGCACAACUACUACCUGCACGACUGGCCAGAGUACAACGGGCGCUGGAUGACCUCCAAGGAGGGCAGGGCGGCGGACGUGCCGCUCCGGAGGCCAGCGCCGCUGCCCUUCGGCCCCGACGAGCUGCAGCGGGGGGGCGCCGCUGCUUCUGCGGUCGGCAACAAGCGCGUCCCACUCGCCUCG
Molecule: messenger RNA, 1540 nt
Organism: Prorocentrum cordatum
Lineage: Eukaryota; Dinophyceae; Prorocentrales; Prorocentraceae
Source: the annotation of a GenBank genome assembly